AGUGCAUCUCACUUGAAAAAAGUAAAGAAUGUGCCGAAAUACCACCAAUGACACCCUUGAAACCUACAGAUACCUUGAGGGUUUGGGUUACAGUCUUGUGUUUGUCCUUGGCCUCCUCAUCUGUGGUGCUGCUCUGUGGGCCUUUGUCGCAAAGCGGGCCUCCUGGACCGACUCCCACAUCUACAUGCUGAACUUGGUUCUGGCUGACUUUGCCCUCGUCCUUUUCCUUCCCUUCAGAGUUUAUGACGCCUUCUUCUGCCUGCCUAAAACGUUCCUCUGCACUUUCCUCAUUUUUAUGCACUUCAUCAACAUGUAUGCCAGCAUCCUGACCAUGACAGCCAUCAGUGUCCACCGCUACCUGAGCAUCAGGUUCCCUCUGCAGGCCAGAUCGUGGAGGAGGAGGAAGGAGGCAGCGGUCGCCGUCUGCUUGCUCAUCUGGUUGUCCCUGAUUUCAGUCGUUGUUGUUUUUCAAAAGGAUAACUAUCCUGAAAACCUCUGGACAUGCUAUGAAAGAUGCAAAAACCGGCGUCUCCGUCAACAUUUCAUCGUGCUGUUGUCUCUCGGCUACCUGGCUCUUCUGCUGGUGAUUGUGUUCUGUUCAAGUCGGAUCAUCUGUAUUUUGGUGAAGGACCAGAACCAGUCAGGGGAAAGAAAAAGCAUUGUUGGUAUAAUAACAGCAAACAUGAUCGUGUUUCUUGUCUGCUACACACCUUACCACGUUGCAAUUGCGUGGAGCUUGUUCUUCCCUGUGCCACAAAACUGGAUGUUUGAAUAUUUACCCAGUCAUGCCUUCUUACAAGCAUCGGAGUGGAUCGCUUCCACAAACUGUUGCUUUGAUUCCAUCAGCUACUAUUUCUUAUUAAAAAGGUUUUACACAUAAAUUAAUGACUAUAUGGAUUGUAUA
Fundulus heteroclitus (mummichog) is the source of this 904-nucleotide messenger RNA. Its product is annotated as G-protein coupled receptor 35-like. The transcript is spliced from 2 exons. Gene Ontology annotation, molecular function: G protein-coupled receptor activity. The coding region runs from base 29 to 880 and encodes 283 amino acids. Lineage: Eukaryota; Metazoa; Chordata; Actinopteri; Cyprinodontiformes; Fundulidae. Gene Ontology annotation, biological process: positive regulation of Rho protein signal transduction; phospholipase C-activating G protein-coupled receptor signaling pathway. Gene Ontology annotation, cellular component: membrane. The record is from RefSeq and is a predicted model, not a curated record.